Exophiala viscosa is the source of this 1274-nucleotide messenger RNA. RefSeq names its product syntaxin 16. Gene Ontology annotation, biological process: vesicle-mediated transport; vesicle fusion; intracellular protein transport. Gene Ontology annotation, cellular component: membrane; endomembrane system; SNARE complex. Gene Ontology annotation, molecular function: SNAP receptor activity; SNARE binding. The coding region runs from base 204 to 1274 and encodes 356 amino acids. Lineage: Eukaryota; Fungi; Ascomycota; Eurotiomycetes; Chaetothyriales; Herpotrichiellaceae. The record is from RefSeq and is a predicted model, not a curated record. The transcript is spliced from 3 exons.
AGAUCCGUGGUGCCUGUCGCGCGUCGAAUGCUUGACAACGCCGAUUCCAUACUUUCUGUUUCCAGGCGCAUACGGUGCACAGCAUUGGCGCAAAUUCAAACAGAGGCUGCGAGUUCUCAGCAUGACAGUUCUUGCCUCUCGCACAUCAAUAGCGACCGAUUCAUGUAUGUGAACUCGCCAACAACUACUACAGGGUCUGAAAGAUGUGGAGAGACCGGACGAAUCUGUACAUCUCAUACCGACAGUCGUACUCUCAUCAUCCCGCGAAAAAGACAAAAUACACAGGCUCCAAUGGCUUCGCCGACCAGGGUUCGGAGGAAACCAGGGGUCUCAUGUCCGCAGGGGCAUAUGACAAUGAAGGAGAUGCCGUGAUUGAGAUGGAUCUGCUGCCGCCACGCUGGAUGGAUAUACAAGAGGAGGUCAACGACGUGCUCAAGACCAUCACCCUGAAAGCGGCCAAGCUGGAAAAGCUCCAUUCCAAGCAUGUCCUGCCCGGCUUCGACGACGAGGCAGUCAAACAACAAGAAGAACGAGAGAUCGAGCGUUUGACGACAGAAAUCACACGGAGCUUUCAAGAAUGCCAGAAAGCAAUCAAGCGUAUUGAAAUCAUGGUACGAGACGCAAGGCAGGCGGGGACGUUGCAGAAGGGCGACGAGGUCAUGGCACAGAACAUCCAAGUGGCCCUGGCCUCUCGAGUUCAGGAAGUCAGCGCGACGUUCAGGAAGAAACAGAGCAACUAUCUCAACAAACAAAUGCUGACAUUAGCAGAACUUCGAGCCCUCGGCGGUUUUGAAUCGCCGUUAGGUCGAUCUUCGACUCCGGUACAGAACCCCUACUCAGAUCCGGCUCUCAUGGAAUCCGACGCCGACAAGUCCUUCAGUCAGUCGACGCUACAACAGACCGCGCAGAAGCGCUUCAGGAGCAACGACACCGCGAUAGCCCAGCGAGAACAAGAAAUCAACGACAUCGCCAAAGGUAUCAUCGAGUUGGCAGACAUAUUUCGUGACCUGCAAGGCAUGGUCAUCGACCAAGGCACAAUGCUGGACCGGAUAGACUACAACGUCGAACGGAUGACAACGGACGUCAAGGGUGCCGAAAAGGAGCUCAUCGUGGCCACGAAUUACCAGCGGCGUAACACGAAGAGGAAGAUCCUGCUCCUUCUUCUACUUUUGGUGAUUGGAAUGUUCGUUCUGCUUCUCAUCAAGCCCAAGAAGCGAUCAGUGGCUCCAGCUCCCGCGCCUUUCCCUCCAACAACGCCAGAGAAUCCUCCAUAA